UGGGGGUGUGGGGCACAUCUUUUCGUGUCCCCCCACCUGUGUCCUGCUGGCCCCCAGCACAGCUGGAGGCCAUGCAUGCCCUUGGGAGGUGCAUUAAUGGGACACCAAGCCCCCCUGUGACAAUAGGGAACCUCCCACAGCCUGCUCCUCCCUCUUCACACCCACUUGGAAGUAAAAGGAGGGUCAGUUGGCCCAGACUCCCAGGCUCCGGAGAGGGGACAGAAGGGGCAGCAGAGAGGGGCAGAAGGAGAGAGUGUGGGCCAGGCAGAGUUUCUUGUCACUGGGUCUCCCAGCUAUGGGGACCUUUGACCUGUGGACAGAUUACCUAGGUUUGGCACGCCUGGUUAGGGCUCUGAGUGGUAAAGAGGGGCCUGAGACCAGGCUGAACCCCCAGCCAGAGCCAGAGGAGCCAGUGCCAGAGCCGGUGCCAACACCAGGACCCCAGGAGGAGAAGCACUGCCUGGAGCCCUCGCCAGCUCCCGAACGUCUGUGUUCUUUCUGCAAACACAACGGGGAGUCCCGGGCCAUCUACCUGUCUCACGUGCUGAAGGACGAGGCCGGCAGGGUGCUGUGUCCCAUCCUGCGGGACUACGUGUGCCCCCAGUGUGGCGCCACACGUGAGCAUGCCCACACCCGACGCUUCUGCCCACUCACUGGACAGGGCUACACCUCGGUCUACAGCCACACCACCCGAAACUCGGCGGGCAAGAAGCUGGUCCGGCCUGACAAGGCGAAGACACAGGACUCGGGCCACCGCCGAGGAGGAGGAGCAGGUUUCAGAGGUGCCGGGAAGUCUGAGCCUUCGCCCUCCUCCGGCUCUCCUUCCAUGUCCACCUAGGAGGCCGGUGCGGGGAGGCCGCCUACACCCGGGGAAGGGCACCUGGGCUCCGCUGAAUUUCAAGGAAGGUCACGUUAGGAGGAUCGUCCCUACUCCGACGCUUCCCCCAGCUUGAGCUCGAUCCCUGGGACGCAGGUGCUGUCUGGGGUUGUCAAAGGAACAGCUGAAAUCGCCCUGUCCCUGGGGGACCCCGCCCUUUCUGCCAUGGCGUGUUCGGCUCACAGCUGCCGUCUCCCGGACGCUGCGCACCCAGUCAGCACUCAAUAAAUGCUUAUGAAUGGAUCAGCGACGGACAAGGCCUGGUCUUGGGACAAGGUGUAGUGUGAACCUUGCUAGGAGUCCUGUACCCAGAUCUCCCCUUGUUCUUCUCUGAAUUCCGGGAUCCUGGGGUGCCGGGGUGGGCUGCUUUGUGCAGAGAAACCUUGGGGUAGCCUGGGGGGGGUACGGGCACCUCAAAGCCAGAUUGAGAUCAUGAGACCCUUUCUGUGGACAUUUGGUCUUUCCAAACUCUCCUCCAGCCACCCCCUGCACUGACAUGUAAGAUGGGUGGACUCCCCCCAUCUCACCCCAGCACAGUACUGGAGGUGGGGGCUUCAUUUGAGGAAGAAAUCGAGGGACGGCUAGACAGGCCCCCCAUCCUCCUUAUGAAGGAAGGUGAAUGUGUAUGUCAUGGAUGUACCAGUGACAAGCCAGGCAGUUUAGAGCAAGGGAGGGACACGGGGGCAGAGAAUGGGACCAUUCCUGGGGGUUGG
This is a messenger RNA of Callithrix jacchus (white-tufted-ear marmoset), 1590 nucleotides long. RefSeq names its product nanos C2HC-type zinc finger 3 (gene NANOS3). The record is from RefSeq and is a predicted model, not a curated record. Lineage: Eukaryota; Metazoa; Chordata; Mammalia; Primates; Cebidae. Gene Ontology annotation, molecular function: RNA binding; zinc ion binding.